Colletotrichum phormii is the source of this 851-nucleotide messenger RNA. RefSeq lists its product as uncharacterized. Lineage: Eukaryota; Fungi; Ascomycota; Sordariomycetes; Glomerellales; Glomerellaceae. The record is from RefSeq and is a predicted model, not a curated record. The transcript has a single exon. The coding region runs from base 210 to 665 and encodes 151 amino acids.
CAUUGAUGGGGGCAGGUUGAGAAGGCUUCGGAGGAAAUGCGACGAGACCUCGGGAGACAGAGAUCCCCCAAGGAGAUUCAUUCUAUUUGAGACAGAGCUCCAAAGCAUCGCGUCUUGUUCUUGCUGGGUAGGGGGGAUCGAAUUAACGUUUUUUUGUCUUUGAAUUAGUCUUCUCCACCGUCCUCUCUCACUCUGACUCGCUGCGCGCGAUGCACCCGCCUACACUACGAAGUACGGAACGGAUACCAAGCAUCAAGGCAAGCUACGCUAGCGAACCCACCGAGGCGAAUCUGGACGCCGAAGUAGAGCGGGGAAACGAUCGUGGUACUUUUCUUUUCUUCUCGGACCUCCAUUUCAAAAACUCUUUCACGCUCCUCUCCAAGCCCUUGGCCGUAGUGCUCCGGACGGAGAGGUCCAGCAGAUAUGACAUAACAGCAACAACCUCAAACCUUAGUCCCAAGAUCUGCUCGAUUCGCCUUCAUGAUUUGACAUCCGGUUGGCUCCGGCAGUCGUCUGAAGUGUAUCGGGACACAGCCGAGGGGCACAAUGUCAGCCUCCAGAGACGAGAAUGGGAUCAUGGACUGUUUCUCAGACUCGGCAGGGACUCUGGCCAUAGACAGGGGACAAGCUCAAGGGAUCGAUGGACACGCGAGUCGGAGAAAUAACACACAAGGCAGAACACAGGCCCCCAAACGUCGCACCGAGAUGGUUUGGACGCCGUGUCGUUGCUUCACCAGAAAAGCACAAACCACCAAGCACUUUUGAUGGUUUGUUUUGGCAGCGGCAGCAGCAGAUCCAUACCAUAGUGGACAGUGGAUGUAGUUGGAGUUUGCCCAUCAAGCCCCUGCCAC